UUCAGUCUAAAAAGUGAGAUUUCGAACACCUGUCUACCGGAGUGUGAAUAUUGCAAACAUACAUACUGGUUCAUCGAUGGGGGAGCCGGCUUUUUGGAAUGAAAUUUACGAGCACUGAACUAGAAUUUGAAGGACUCUGGGGUUGAUUUCGCAAUGCAGCUACAUUAUGUGUCAAAUAUCCGCACGCGUGAUGGCAAUGGUAUUGCAUCACCGCAGUAGACUCACACUGCAUGCAUAAUGUAUAGGACGAUCAGCUGUUCUUUUUACCGGUCUUGAAUGACUAGCAAAGAACAACUGACUCCCCUAAUUUGAGGAGAGUUCACCUGAACUGUGUCUAAUUCCAAGGUUUUUUGUAUUAAGGAGAUUGUUCCUUACGUGACUGCACGCAAUCGAAGACGAAUUAAUUGGCAUGUGAGUAUAUUUCACCGGGUCGUAUCCCGCUGUACCUACCGGACAAAAUGCUGUAUUUGACGGCGUAUAGCCCAUAGGGAGUUCGCUGUGACCGCUAAUCGACGCCGUGAACUUUGCUCGCUGAUAAACCAGGAACCCUGGUCCAUGGAUAAUAAAACAACACACGGGACGUCACUUGGAGCUUUUAAUCUCUCCAGUACCAUGUUUAUGGUUGAUAACUCUGUUUCUAACGGUAUUCCGUUUGCUGUAAAAGAGAGUGGACUAUAGACUUGGCGUGCAGUGACUUGAGGCGACCUCUAGAGCAAACAUCAGGCCGUCACGAAAUCAGCUGAUCUAGCUCGGUCAUGCUUUAAAUAUUCUUCCAUCAAAUUGAACUCAAAGGUUCUGUCAAUACAGGUUGUUGCUUGGAUUUGUACAUCCCUGUGCUUUGCGGACACACACGAAGUGUGUUUUCUUCAUUGAGUAAAGUCACUAAAGAAAACAAGUUCGCUAGGUAUUGUGGAUUAAAACUACAUCUGCAUACAAUUGAAGAAGCGCCACCAGAACGUCACUACGAGAACAGUUCAUGGUCAUGUAAAAUCGAUACAUCAUAUUGUCUGCUGAGAAAGUUUGUGAGAGUAAAUGGACGUUACUUCAUCAUCAUUGAGUGUUCAAUAACUUUGUUGUCUACUGAACAACACGUCACGGAAGUUUACGGGGAAACAAAGCUAGGGAACAAUCAUUGUCUGUUAGAAAUCGAUGUCCCAAUGAACUGAUGUCAAAGAUAACAACAGAUAGCACAUAAAAGAAGGUACGGAUUUAAGUGUCAUGGUCAUGAAUGAAUUGUGUUUUGCGAUUCUGUUUUGACCAGAGGAGGAGCAUGUUUUGACAACUGGUUUGCCUCAUGUCGUGUGUAUAAACGGCAGUUUGUAAACCGUUUUUUUUUUUUUAAAGUGACUGCAACUUUUUCUGAGGAGUUCCCAGUUCCUAUGUGGUUUUGUGGAGUUCAUCCUCGUCGUGGCCUAAAUUUGGAAAUUGUUCUCCCAGUUUUUCCCAUGUUUUCUCUACACACGCAGGAAUUACAUCCACAUGUAAAGACGCGUGCAUAAGUGACCAGUCAUAAAUUCCAAAUGCGAGUGGUGUGAUAAUUUGUUGCCUUAUCAAGUGUCAAAAUUACGCAAUCGGACGGAGACCGCAGCGCUAUCAAAUUAAGGUCACGAAGAAAAAUAGACUUCCACAAUUCGACACCGGAGAGGAGUGUUAUUGCCCAUUGUUCUGUUUGUCGUGGUGGGGGAACUUUCUCUUCUUGUGGUCAUUUCAGCGAAGUGGGCAUCAAGGUUUGGAAGUUUGGAUUGUUGCAUCUUACUGCUCCAUGGUUGCAUGGAUUGUGACACAGGCUUAAAGUUGGUCAACUUAGGCCACCCAUGGUAGGAGCGUCAUGCAUGAGGCUAUGUGAAAAAAGGACAGUCCUACUAUUAGUUGAUAGAUUAUGUUCAGUAUUAAUAGUGACCUCCAGAUCAUAGCCUGAGCUCUGGUUUAUAAGUACAGCUGGAUCGUCCGACAAGAAUCAAAAGAUACAGUUUUAAAAUUUGAGCUUGCUCGCAAGUUCCAACUUUGAAUUUGACGGGUACAGAGAAAACAACUUCCAACAUGGGUCGGCAAAGGUCUAGGACAGACAGCGGCGAGAUGGAAGUGGACAUGGACAAACUGAGGAGGCGCCGUGCCAGUGCCUUCAUCAUCCCCAAAGAUGGCGGCUGGGGAUGGGUUGUCUGCCUAGCCUCGCUAUGGACUAACGGCACCAUCUUUGGUAUUAUUAACUCAUUCGGUGUCAUGUAUGAGAAGAUCUACGAAGAGGUCGAGGGAGCCAACAACUUCAAGUUGUCAUGGGCAGCCUCACUCUGUUCCGGUCUGACCUUCAUGCUUUCACCCGUCUCCAGUAUCCUUACGGACCGGAUCGGCUGCCGAGCAGCCGGAGUUAUCGGAGGAGCCCUGGCGUGUGGCGGUAUGAUCGCCAGCUCUUUCGUAACCCGGAUUGAACUUCUCUACCUCACGUACGGCGUCAUGGUGGGUUCCGGUUUCUCCAUAGCGUACACCCCAUCACUGGUCAUCCUGGGUCACUACUUCCGGAAGAGGAUAGGUCUGGCAAACGGACUCGUGACCUUUGGGAGUGGUGUCUUUACCAUCGUACUUCCCAUCGGGUUGAAGGCGAUUCUAGAGAGCAUCGGGUUGCCGAACACGUUACGGGUCCUAGCCGGGUUGGCCUUUAUCAUGACGCUGGGGGCGAUAGCCUUCCGGCCCGUACCACUUCCGGCAAACUUUGACCUUAAGAUAUUGGAGAGCUUAGCAGAGUCGGCACCGCACGGGAAGCCCGCCCUCAAGAACCUGUUUGGGCUGAUGGAUCUGCUUGAUUUGCACGUCUGGAAGAAGAGGAACUAUAGGAUAUGGGCAAUCGGAGUGCCAGUAGCGGUACUGGGAUACUUUGUUCCUUUUGUUCAUUUGAUAAAACAUGUCAACCAACUCGAGCUCGGCGGCAACCCGGCCGUCUUGAUCACGUGCAUCGGGGCCACUUCCGGUCUUGCCCGCCUCGUCUUCGGUCGCCUAAUCGACUCGCCAAAGGUCAACAGAAUCUACCUUCAGCAAAUCUCCUUCCUGGUCAUCGGCGUGACCUCUACACUACUUCCGGUGGUCAGGAACUUCUAUGCUCUUGCUCUGAUGCUGUCGUUCAUGGGGAUAUUCGACGGCUGUUUUGUGAUGCUGAUCGGACCGAUUGCUCUUGACGUGGCUGGGCCUGAAGACGCCUCCAAGGCCCUUGGGUUUCUCUUUUUCAUGAUGUCGUUUCCGAUGACGGCUGGACCACCAAUAGCAGGAUUCAUCUAUGAUAAACUGCAAGACUACACGCUAGCGUUUCUCCUCGCUGGGGCGCCCCCAAUCAUCGGUGCCUGCAUCCUCUUUUUCGUGCGAUUGGAAAAGCCCGACGACGACACGCCGCUUGAUGACGUCAGCGUGGAAGAAGACACAACCGAACAAUCCCGAACCCUGCUGACCAACUCGGAGACCGAUGAUUCGCUUGAGUACUCGCCGUACGCACGGAGGAAAAUCACGGUACUGGAGAGCGGCGCGAACGCGCUGCCAGCCAAGGGGGAGGAGGAAACUCUUCCACGGCCUAUUCUCUCCGGAAAGAACGGUGACUUGCCGAGAAACGUUUCGUCCCCCGCACUGCUGCCCAGCGAGCGGUCUGGGCUCAACGGACUACCGGGGAUGAACGGCAAGAUGCCCCGCUUGGGCCGGCGGGUCACGUACGGUGAAGUUGUUUUCCAUGGAGAAAUUGAAAACUUGAGACCGUUACCGAAUCCGACAAGACUGUUAGUAUCGGAAAAGGUUUCAGUGGUUUAAGUAACAGUUAAACAGAAGUACCAUAACACUAUCGUGAACUUAUAAAACCAGACACGCCAUUCAGGUCCUGGCGGAUUGAUGGAGAUGUCACCGCAAGGUUCCCAUCCCACCGUUAUCAGCGUCGAGGGUAUGGUUCAAAGAGUGAAGCCCGAAUGUGAAUGCGAUACUUGUUUGGACGUCGUAAUAAUUCGCACAAAUUAAUAAAAAUCUUUGGACACUCAUCUACUUAUCGUUUUAAACGGGUUACAUGUAAAAAGGUACUGCUCUGUGUUUCAUUUCGUUUGACUUGUCCCUUGGUUAACUUCAAUAUUAUAAUACUUUCUUUUGAAGUACCCUUAGUCCUGCGUUGCAGAUAUUGGACCAUUUCAUCAGAUGGAUAAGAUAAUAGUUGUGUAAGCUAUUUGAACAACUCAAUUAUAUUUUAAUGAAAAUUAUGUUCAAAUUUAAUUAUUUAUUAUUUUCUUUUGUACAUUUUACAAAUUAAUUUUGAAACAUUUAAAAUUCAUUACUUGUUACGUUUUAGAUUUUUGACAACAUUUAUCGAUAGGGCAUUUUUCGAAAUCACAAUCCCACAUCUUCAGUUUUGGGCUCCGUUUCAGGUCCCGGCCAGUUAUUUUUUACAAAAAACAUGCGUUUGUUACGGCACUUUAGGCGAACGGAGUCUAAUGCACUGGAGCCCCAGGCCGCAUACGUGGUUUCGAAAAGGCCCCUUUUAAUGUCUUCUACGGCGCCCAAGGCGUCCUCUUUGAGAUGAUGAAAACUGAAAUUGACUUAAAGUGAGUAAAACAGAAAAGGUGAUUAAUGACUGGUUUGUAAAAUAUUUGAUGAAGGUAGUUAUGGACAGAUUAAGAACCCGGCUUCCAGUAAAGAAUGCUUAUUUUGUUUACAACGAUUUUCAAACAAAAUCAUUUGAGUUCGUAUGGUACGAAAAAUGUUCUGGGUCUUACUCCCAGACGUGCUACAAUGUCUUUAAUGUGUAGGGCCCUGACAUAAUGUUAGUCUGGUUUCAAAAAGUAAACAAACUGGCAGCAAUUUUAUUUUCUGCACUACCAAAUUGCCGCUGUCGUAGUGCUUUUCAAGGGGAAAUUUUUUCUUCGUAAUUGACCAAAAAAAAAUGGGAAUCCUUAAAAAUAAAAUCAGGAUGGCAGUUUUUAAGCACAUUUCAAAAAAUUGCAAACUGGCAGAUAUGGUUUUCUUUGAAAAAAAUUGUCGUCAUCGAAAAGAAAUAAUGUAUUAAGAUGGCAUGGAAUGUUAUAUACAAGGUGCACAUUUUCCCCGAACUGCUGGCAGUGUCUAACGACCUGAGCCGUUGUCGUAAAUCGUGAUUUCGAAAAAUAGGCAGGUGCACAUUGCCCACGCUCUAAGCCCAGAUUUAUGUUGUAAAAGCAGGGCAAUGCAAAAUCUGUGCUUUAGUUUUUUGGGGGAAAGAUUAACUGCCAUACCUACCAAUUGAUUUUGGAUAAAACAUCAAUGCCGAAGUAUGGGUAGACUGUUAUCCACAUUGAUAAGGGCAAGUGUUGGCUUAAGUACAAUACACAUUCGUGUUGCUUUUAACUGCGAAUCUGGAACCAUGCAAAGCCAUUAUGAAAUGAUGCGAGUUUAAUGGUGACUGACGUGGGCUCAACAGCAUAAUCUUAUCUCUGGCGUAAUUUACGAGCCUCGAAGUUUGAAAUAAGAUUUUCAGGCAAAAGUAUGUACGAAACAGGUCGAUCUUAAUGUGCUUGCCACCACCACUGCACAUACACCUCAUGCACAUGACGUCAUUUGGAGUAGGGCGCCCUAUGGCAGGUAUCAAAAGAAGGUAGCUCAUUGGUUGAGCCUGUGCGUGCGAGCGUACACAGUCCAUACAGCUGCAUCGCGUUUUCCAUUUGUUGUAUCAUAAUUGUUGUUUUACGUUAAGAUGGCAGCGGGGUGAUGACGUCACUGCAUUGGGUUCAUUCUUGAUGAUGAUGUACAUCCGAAUUCUUGAAUAAAAAUGUUUCGACGGUGAUCAA
This is a messenger RNA of Asterias rubens (European starfish), 5777 nucleotides long. Its product is annotated as monocarboxylate transporter 10-like. Gene Ontology annotation, biological process: transmembrane transport. NCBI's taxonomy places the organism in Eukaryota, Metazoa, Echinodermata, Asteroidea, Forcipulatida, Asteriidae. The transcript has 4 exons. Gene Ontology annotation, molecular function: monocarboxylic acid transmembrane transporter activity. The record is from RefSeq and is a predicted model, not a curated record. Bases 2041 to 3783 code for a protein of 580 amino acids.